UGCUUCUUCCCCCAUGAGGAUAAAUAAGAACAGCCAAGCUUCCAACUUCACUCACAUUAGAAACAUGCUUUUCUCUGAAGUCAGCAUUGGGAUUGGAGCCAAUACUGCUCUGCUUCUCUUCCACAUCCUCAUGUUCCUUCUCAAGCACAGGCUCAAGCCCAUCGACCUGACCAUCAGCCAUUUGGCCCUUGUUCAUCUGGUGAUGCUGCUGACUGUGGGCUUCAUAGCUGCAGACAUUUUUGGGUACCAGGAUUUGGGCAAUGACUUCUCAUGUAAAUCAGUUAUUUCCUUGCACAGAUUGAUGAGGGGCCUCUCCAUCUGCACCACCUGCCUGCUGAGUGUCCUCCAGGCCGUCACCCUCAGCCCCAGAAACUCCUGCUUGGCCAAGUUCAAAGGAAACUCCUCACCUCAGAGCAUGUGCUGCUUUCUCUUCUUCUGGGUCUUUAAUAUGCUCAUCAGUGGUCGCUUCUUGAUUGCCAUCAUUGCUACCCCCAAAGUCACCACACUCAAUCUCAUGUUUGUCACUAAAUCCUGCUCUCUUCAGCCCAUUGGUUACUUGUUCAGGUACACAUUUUUCUCACUGGUCACCUUUCGGGAUGUAUCUUUUAUAGGGCUCAUGGCCCUCUCCAGUGGGUACAUGGUGACACUCUUGUGCAGGCAUAAGAGGCAGUGCCAGCACCUUCAUAGCACCAGCCUGUCUCCAAAAGCAUCCCCAGAACACAGGGCCACCAGGACUAUUCUUCUGCUCAUGGGGUUUUUUGUGGUCAUGUACGUUUUGGACUUUGCCAUUUCUUCCUCUUCUGGGAUGUUGUGGAACAGUGACAAUAUUCAUCACUGUGUUCAGAUGCUGGUGGGCAAUGGCUAUGCCACGGUGAGUUCUUUGGUCCUCAUUGGUACUGAAAAACAAAUGAGAAAGUUCUCGAGAUCCUUGUGGGGCAAGCUCAGUAAGUGCUUAAUUAUCCAAUGACAUAUCAUUUACAUAAAUUGAGUAAAAACUAUCAAGAAGUUCAAUGCCACAUGUCCAGGUGGCGACCUCUAGAUUAUCUGUCAAAAUACUAUAAAAGACAAAAGUGUUCCUGGUCCUGCCUUUGCCACUGCAACUUUCUUUUUUUUUCUUUUUAAUUUAUUUCUUAAUAAAUUAAA
Molecule: messenger RNA, 1143 nt
Organism: Ictidomys tridecemlineatus (thirteen-lined ground squirrel)
Lineage: Eukaryota; Metazoa; Chordata; Mammalia; Rodentia; Sciuridae
Product: vomeronasal type-1 receptor 90
Biological process (GO): G protein-coupled receptor signaling pathway
Cellular component (GO): membrane
Molecular function (GO): pheromone receptor activity
Source: RefSeq, a predicted model, not a curated record